UUUCUCGUGGAACGCGGUGUAUCGCAGUGAGGAGUUGAUACAUUGUUUCAAAGGGAGAUAAUAGUGUAACGAAGAGGAGGACACGUUGUAUCAGACGGAGAUACUGUGUAACCCUCGGCCAGCUCAGAGCUGCUACCACCAGCAAAACUCACUAUGAACGAGGAGCAGUUUGUUAAUAUUGACCUAAAUGAUGACGAUAUCUGCAGUGUCUGUAAACUUGAGACUGCAAAGGAGCUGCUUUCUUUUUGCCAUGUCUGCUUUGAGCUCAGCAUCGAAGGGGUGGCCAGGGAAAAUCUCCUCCACACUGAAUCAGUACACGGCCACAGAGAGUGCUUUGAAAAAUUUCACCUCAUCGCCAACCAGGACCUCCCCCAGCCAAGAGUAUCAAAGAGCACCUACAGAGAUGUGAAGGAGAUCCUGAGCAGGAAGAUCAGCCGCAUUAUUCAGUACGCACAAAACCAGCACUCGCGCCCUGACCUCCGGGAGUGUGGGCGGGAGCAGGUCAAGGGUCACGACCACCAGCCAAGCGCACUCAGGACACACUUGCCCCAGGUGAAUGGCCUGCAGUUACCACAGUACUCCCCACGCUGGCUAAAUGGGAGCUCACCGGGCUACUCCAAGUGCGGGCAGGGGAUUUUGGAGCAGGAUGUGCCAUCACACUUCCGUCAGGGGAUGCUGGGGGUGUCUGUCGAAAGAUUUCGUGGUUUAGAUGUUCACUGGCCACCUAAGGAGCGGGGGCACGGGACAGAAUCUCCACUCGCUGCAGGAAACCACAGCAGGGUGGAGGCCAGCUGUCAUCGGCACUACACCCAGGAGGAAUUGAGUGCCAUGUCGGUGGAUGAUCUGCUGCCAUUGAAUGAACAGCUCCUCAAACAAAUCAAAGUGGUCUUUGAGGAUCUUGCACAGGAAUUGGAAAAGAAAGACUCUCUGUCCUCCGAACUACACGUACGCUACAUCGCCAUUGAGCAGCUGUUCAAGAACAGGGAGAAGCUACCCUGGCUGCGAGUGGGACAAGGAGGGAUCAAACCCAAUGCUCCCCUCGAUAACUGACUCUCAACCAAUGGAUUGGAAAUCAGCUUUGCAUCAAAUAAGCUUCCCAACAGUGUCAAGUUGGACUCUGCUGUGGGGAGGUGUUUUGUAUGUUACGUUACAUUUAUAUUUGCAUAAGGUGGGAAAAAAGUAAUUUAUUUUGCAUACUGGUUUGAGUGUUUCUCCUUUUCUUAAGACUUUGUUUUUCUUCUUGAAACCCUGUGUGGCUGACUAGCCUUUAUUGUGGCACCUCCAACAGUUCAUUCUGCGCAACCAAGUGUAAUUUGGGGAAUUUUGCGUCGAAGAUGACAGGGAGGUUUAAGCAAGGACGAACUGAAUGCAGGUGACCGAGCUCCGAAUUUUGCUCUGUGGUCAGGGAUAGGCUGGUGAAAUUUCCAAGGUUCCACUACUCAGUACCAACGUGGUUUGAAUUUUUGGACAUUACCCCCACCCCUACUCAUUUUCCACAAGAUCUAGCAGCAACAAGUUCAUACAGGGCUGUGAUGCGCACUGCGUGCCAUUGCUUGAGAGCCUGAAGAUCCCUGGAGGCCAAGGCAAUUGAGACACGUACCCUAAUUAAAGUUUGCAUUUUGUUUAUGGCACCCUAUCUUAGCAGGUCCUGUUGUGUGAAAGCAAUGCUGGAAGCCAGUACUUCAGCCUCACUGGCACUCCACUUUGUGUUUGUCUCUGUGUGAUGUGGCUGUGUGAUCUAUUAUUCUAAUUGUUCAUAAAAUGGGCAAGUCCCAAUACAGACCACGUGUGGUGCAUUCAACCAUACCCUCGUACUUGACAUGUUUGGUGCGAAGCUGAGGUUGCCAUUGAAGGACACCCCUUCUCAAUUUCUCCCCUUGCCGGAGAUGUUUAUACAUUGCCUGAAUUAUUUUGUGGUGACCCUCCGGGUUAAACCAUCACUAGUUGUGUUUCUCAUGCUCUCUCGCACUCCAAGCAGCCCUACACCCAGGUAAGACUGCAGUGACUGUACCUUUACUGACUCAGACCAGAGGCUGAGACCCAGAGCUAGGUCAGCUGCAUACAACAAGAUCUUUCUAUUGAAAGACCCAGAAAAAGCUGAAUGCAAGAUGGAUGGAAUGACCGUUGGAAUUGUGAUGAGCCCUGUAUAAGACACCAGACUGUACUCUCUAAGCAGCUUCUGAAGCUACACAAGGAAACUCUCUAGUUGCCUCUCACUAGAUCUGGCUCAGGCACCCCUGACUUUAAGCUUCCAUGUCAGUGCUAUAGUCGUGGAUUUGCUAUAAAUCUGUUUCUGCCAACAACGUGGCUCUUUUUUUUAAAAGCUAUCUUCCAAGAGCCAAGUUUGGGCAUUUUGAACCCACAGUGAGGGGAAGCAGAACCAGAACUUGUAGGGUUAGUAAGAAUCUGAAGAUUUAAAAAAAAAUCUUAAGAAGGAAAAGGUCCUUUUUCACAACCUCAGGGCAUUCCUCAAACGCACUACAGCUAGUAACAUGCCUUUUUGAUGUGUCAGAAAUUGUCUGAACAAUUAAUGCAGUGUGCCUCCCUGUUGGAUGCCAGGCCAGUUUCUAGCUAUCAUUUUUUUGGAGGUUUUUUAAUUGGAUUGGGUUGAUUUGUGUUGGAGGAAGGUGGUGAGUGACUCUGUGAGAAGGUCAUGAGAGCUUAGGGAUGCACUCUGUCUGCUAUGAAGUGGAAGGGAGAAUUUUGCUGGUCUCUACCUCCUUUUGUUUAUACAUUUCUGCCAGAACUGCUGUCCUCGGGAGCUGCUGGCUGCAGUGAAAUGUUUAAGCUCCUCUAUCCUCUUCCAACGGUGAUAACAAAAGGAGCCAUCGAUUAGCACAGUGACCCUGUUCCUACAGCCAUACCUGGGCGACCUCAAUUGCCAAUUGCCCACCAACAUGUGAAUAAAGUGGACCGUUACAGCAUGGAAGAGGGCCAUUUGGCCCAUCAUAUCAGUGAUGGCUCUUCUUUUUAAACAUUCUUUUGUGGGCACUGAUGUCACUCCUGGCAGUGCCAACAUUUGUUACCCAGCCGCCCUCUAAGGGAAUUUUGAGUCAACCAUAUCUUUGUGGUCUGGAGUUGCAAGUAGGCCAGACUGGAUAAGAAUUGCACAUUUCCUUCCCUUGGAGAAUUCCCUAGAGAACUAGAGAGCUUUACGGCAAUAAAUGGGAUUACAGUAGAUGCUUGAUGACUGACAUGGACAUGAUGGACUGAAGGGCCUCGUUUCAUGCGGUUAAACGCUGACUCUGAUAGUUUCAUGGUCUUCAUUACUGAGACUAGCUUCCAAUUUUGGAUUUUCUUCUGCCUAUUCCAGGAAGUCACCUGGGAGCAUUUCCUGCCUUCUCCCUGUACCAUUGUGUGUUUUUCAUUUUCAGAUAAUGGUCCUUUUUAAAAUCCUCAAUUGAAUCUGCUUCCCCCACAUGCUCAGUCGUAAUCAUUAAUGAUUUAUGCCUUUUGCCAGUCACCUUUUUUAAUCUGUGCCCUCUGGUUGUCGAGUGGGAAUGGUUUUCCCUGGUCUGCUCUAUCCACGUUCCUCCAGAUUCCGAGCAUCUCCACAUGACCUCCAUCAAACUUCCCUCCUCCAAGGAGAACGCACCCAACUUCUCCAACCCAUCCAUGUAACUGAAGUAACAGUGAGUAAAGUCACCAUUGCCCCAGAAGAUCAGAGCGAGAGAGACCGACAACUAGUGGUGUUUUAACCCAAGGGUCACCUUGGGCGAGGGGAGAGGCUGACAAUGGAGGACCUCCCGUGGUAACCUCAGCUGGUCUAGGCAAUUAAACCUGCCUUCCACAUAACUGAGCUAACUGACCACACCUGUGGCGUGGGAUCGAUUGGUCAAGCUUUCAUUGAUCUGAGGCUCAAUAGCCUCCUGCUGUUCCAAUGGUGUUGGUAGGUGAUGCUGAUUUUUUUUUUGAGGAUUGAAAGCCCAAGCAUGUGGAAGAGGAGGGAAGAAUACCGCAGAGUGCAAAGCUGGUGUUUCUAACUCUGCUGUCAGACUAAUGAGUUGCCCAUUGUUGCUGUCUGUUUAAACUUGGCCCCUGCAGCAAAUUCUUGCAGUGAGCCUCCAACUAGAGUUUCUUAAACCACUGCCUGUUUCACAUUUCACUGUAUCUUUUGCAUGAAGUUAGGUAAAGUAUUUGUGUAGCAACCGUGCCCACUGUUUGAGUGGGUGGAAAAGGAAGAUGCGUAGAUGUAGUUUGCAGGGGCUUCAUGUCGAGAAACCCCACAAUCCGAAGAUGGAAGUGAAAUACGACGGAUUCUGGGAACUUGAAAUUAAAUGUGGGAAGUGUUCGAAAUUCCAGCAAGUCAAGUAGCACUUGUUGGAUAGACGAGAGACUGUUAAUGUGUCAGUUGGUCUUUCCUGAAAACUGUAUGUGCAUCUGUUUUUCUGUGGAAGCAGCCUGCUCUGCUUACUGUUUGCAGCACUUUCCAAUUUCAGUCUUUGUAUUUUGUAAGGUGAUUUUGAGCUGAAUCUGUGAUGUUGAUAUUUUCUUUCUUAUUGUUUUCUAGAUGUAGAGGUUUUGUAUUUUUUGUAUUGUGCUGGUCAGGUGUGAUUUGGAGGCUUGAAAGCACAACACUUUUCAUAAACUACAGCCCUGGAGUGUGUCUGGAACACAUUCGUUGAACCUCCCCACCUGGCCGAAAGGAAAGCACUCAUUUAGGAAUGCAGUGAAUUCAGUGACUUCGGUAGAGUGCGAGCCUUCUUUUGGAUUGGGGUGUUUGUGCCUUCAUCAGAUCACACUGUGCAAGAACAAGGCUGUUUCAGGGAGUAUCCAAACCCAGCAACUUUGUACACUUGCAGUAUCUUUAUUCAAAGGUCACACACAGAUUCCACAUUUGCUGUGGGUUUCCUCAGGAUUUUCAGUCUGAAUUUCAGACUCCUGUCUCUUCUCGUGUAGAGUUUCGUGUUGACUUGUCACUUUUGUCUUAUUUUUGUUGCUUUUGAUGGCGAUAGUAUUCUGGGUUCACUUUGGAUAAAUGCCCAUAAGUAGCAUUGAGCCUCCAAGGGGCAAUAUCCCAAUUUCAAUCCCACGUUCUCAGCCACAGAUGGGUUCAAUAAAACAAAAACACACACUCGGCCCUUUCUGACGCGUUCGUACUGUCUGAAAUACAGAGCAGCCAUGUGAAUUUGUGAAGUGUGGGUAUUUUGUAAGAAUCCAAUUAUCCUGAGCUGCCUCCCCCUCUUUUUUUUGAGACUGCUCCACCAGCAAGGUCUUCAGGAAAAGUAGAGAGAUUUUCCUCGAAGCGCUCCUCGAAAUUAGUAAUAGGGAGUGCUGCACACACGUGUGAACCACUGCCAUUUUCUCCAGUUUGUUAGGACAGGAUAUUGCUGGGGAUUGCUGACCUGUGUUGACUAGAUCCUGGCUUAGGUUAAGAUAUUUGUGUGGUCUGUUCUGCAAACUCAGUGGUUGCUCCCCCGCUGCUGGGGAGGACUUAGCAAUUACAUUUCCUCAGUCUUGCAUUUUUUUUUACACUUGUGUUGUAUAAAGUCAAACUCUAUACUGGAAAAUAGAUUUUUAAAUAAAGAAUAUUUUCUUA
This is a messenger RNA of Stegostoma tigrinum, 5539 nucleotides long. It is a transcript of the gene c12h21orf91, whose product is annotated as chromosome 12 C21orf91 homolog. The record is from RefSeq and is a predicted model, not a curated record. The transcript is spliced from 5 exons. Bases 154 to 1050 code for a protein of 298 amino acids. NCBI's taxonomy places the organism in Eukaryota, Metazoa, Chordata, Chondrichthyes, Orectolobiformes, Stegostomatidae.